This is a messenger RNA of Pantherophis guttatus, 1790 nucleotides long. RefSeq names its product DEAD-box helicase 25 (gene DDX25). The record is from RefSeq and is a predicted model, not a curated record. Gene Ontology annotation, molecular function: RNA helicase activity; ATP binding; nucleic acid binding. Lineage: Eukaryota; Metazoa; Chordata; Lepidosauria; Squamata; Colubridae.
ACCCAGCCUAAAACGGGCGCCCCUCGGCAAUCUCUAGGCGGGCGGGGCGGGGCACGUGAGGAGGCCCCGCCCCUCUGUGAGAUUUCCCUAGCAACAGCGCGGUCGCUCCGCCCCAUUCCAGCGGUUAUAAAUACUGAGCGGUCGCGCCCUCGAAUCAGGCCUCGUUUGUUCCCGCAGCGUUUAGCGAAUCUGGUUGCGGCCCAGCCGCUGGAUCGCCCUCAGCAUGGAGGGCAAGAUGUGGGAGAAGCCGAUUUACUUAGCGAUGGGGCUUGGAGGGAUGCCCAAGGGGCACCCCGGGCACGUGGAACACAACCUUUGCAGGCCAAGCAUCCCUGGAAGACUUCUCCAACAUCCUCAGCCUUUCUCAGGGACAGGAUGCAUCGUUAGGAGGAACAAUGUGAUCAUGGAGACACAGGAUGAGAAGGAUGAUGACAGAGUGAGUGUGGCAGAAAUGUCUCUCCUGAAUAAACUGAUCCGGACGUCUCUUGUGGAAUCGAGUCAUCACGUGGAGAUUCUACAACGGGAUCCCAAAUCGCCACUGUUUUCUGUAACCACCUUUGAAAAGCUGCAUUUAAAGCCAGAAUUAUUGCAAGGUGUUUAUGGCAUGGGAUUUAACAGGCCAUCCAAGAUACAGGAAUCCGCACUGCCAAUUAUGCUUGCUGAUCCACCCCAAAAUCUUAUAGCACAAAGUCAGUCAGGGACAGGCAAAACAGCUGCAUUUGUUCUGGCUAUGCUGAGCAGAACAGACCCAAAGAAGGAAUUUCCACAGUGCCUCUGCCUCUCUCCCACCUUUGAACUGGCUGUUCAAACUGGACAUGUUGUUGAGAAAAUGGGAAGAUUCUGUGUCAACAUCAACGUUAAUUAUGCUAUUCGAGGCAACAGAGUUCCCAGGGGGACUUCAAUAAGAGAACAAAUAAUAAUUGGAACACCAGGGACCCUGCUAGAUUGGUGUUUUAAGCUAAAGCUUUUUAAUCUGAAGAAGAUCAGAGUGUAUGUGCUGGAUGAAGCAGAUGUCAUGAUCGAUAAACAGAAUUUCUUGGAUCAGAGUGUUCGUAUCCAGAGAGCUUUGUCUUCAGAUUGCCAGCUGCUUCUCUUCUCAGCAACCUUUGAGCCGCCUGUACUAAAGUUUGCCCAGCGCAUCAUCCCUGAGCCUAACAUCAUUAAGCUCCGACGAGAAGAGCUGACCCUCAGCAAUAUCCGGCAGUAUUAUUUUGAGUGUGAGAAGAAGGAAGAGAAAUUCAGAGCCCUGUGCAACAUCUACGGCAGCAUCACCAUCGGCCAGGCCAUCAUUUUCUGCCAGACUCGUUACAAUGCUAAAUGGCUGUACCACGCCCUAAGAAACGAUGGGCACCAAGUGUCCCUGCUGAUCGGGGAACUGACGGUUGAUCAGCGGGCAGAGGUGAUCCAGCAGUUCCGCGAUGGGAAAUUCAAAGUUCUCAUCACAACCAACAUCUGCGCCAGAGGCAUUGAUGUGAUGCAGGUCACCAUCGUGGUCAACUUCACCUUGCCUACGACAGUGUUCCGGGGGCCUGACUUUGAGGCCUACCUCCACCGUAUCGGUCGAACAGGCCGGUUUGGAAAGAAGGGUCUGGCGUUCAAUAUGGUGGAAAGGAAAAACUUACCUCUUCUGUUUGAAAUCCAGAAUCACUUCAAGAUCUUGAUCCAACGCCUUGAUCCAGAGGAUAUGGAAGCGCUAGAAAAAAUAGAAGACUGAAGCCGUAUAAUUUUGUACAAGAGACUUUUGCCCACAUCUAUUUUGCUUUGUCAGAUUAAAGGAAAAUUGUCUUGUU